AUGAAGGAAAAGAGCCAUCCGAGGUUCGAGGUGUUCAUGAUCAAGUACCUGAUGACCAUGAUCGUGGGCAUCACCUCCAGCGUGUGGAUCUGGUCGGGGAAGACGGUGCACAGCUGGUGGUGGCGUUCUUGUGACGGAUCACAAGCUUGUCGAACCCUCAUUCUCUAUAUCUUUCCAACGCCCAUCGUCAACUCGUGUCCAGUCCACGAAAACGUCAACUAUAACGACUGGAACCAACACAUGUGCGAAAAGUCCAAGUACAUCAUACCCUGUCCGAGGGACCUCAAGUCGAAGAGCCAUCUGGAUUGCCAGGUGUUCAUGAUCAAAUUCCUGAUGAUCAUGAUCAUGAUUAUCACUUCCAGCAUGUGGAUCUGGUCGGAGAAGACGGUGCACAGCUAG
Phaedon cochleariae (mustard beetle) is the source of this 399-nucleotide messenger RNA. The record is from the annotation of a GenBank genome assembly. NCBI's taxonomy places the organism in Eukaryota, Metazoa, Arthropoda, Insecta, Coleoptera, Chrysomelidae.